This is a messenger RNA of Penicillium oxalicum, 315 nucleotides long. RefSeq lists its product as uncharacterized. The transcript has a single exon. The record is from RefSeq and is a predicted model, not a curated record. The coding region runs from base 1 to 315 and encodes 104 amino acids. NCBI's taxonomy places the organism in Eukaryota, Fungi, Ascomycota, Eurotiomycetes, Eurotiales, Aspergillaceae.
AUGGAUGAUCAUGGGGGCAACGAUUCAGCCAGUCUGGCCGGUCUGGCCAGUCUGGGCCGUCCAGGUGGAGACUCGAGGGAUGAUCAGGGGCGGGGCGAUCCCACCACGACCGACCACGGAAGACCGAGUUCUUGUCGACUUUGGGGUCCGUCACCCAGAAUAGACCAUGACCGUGAGGUAGAGAGCAGUGGUACGGGAUGGGUCAUGACAGCACGAACAAUCUACCACUCUCUGUGUGGGCAUGGACAUAUGGACAUAUGGACCGGGGUCACUGGUCACUGGUCACUGACUCACAGGUGUGGUCUGCACGAGUAG